AUGGCGAGCGAGGGGGGGGCGCAGCCGCUGCGCUUCGGGCCCUGGCUGCUGCAGGCGGUGAGCAGCGGCGCGUACCGGGGCCUGCGCUGGCUCGACGGCGCCCGCACCGCUUUCCGCGUGCCCUGGAAGCACAACGCCCGGAAGGACGUCUCCAGCAGCGACCUGCAGAUCUUCAAGGACUGGGCCAAAGCCAGCGGCCGCUACCAGGUGGAGCGGGAGGACCCGGCCCGCUGGAAAACCAACUUCCGCUGCGCCCUGCGGAGCACCCGCAUGUUCGUGCUGCUGGAGGACUGCUCCAAGAGCGGCGAGGACCCCCACAAGGUCUACGGCAUCGCCGGCGAGGCGCAGCAGGCCGAGACCCGCCGGCCGGGCCCGGGCGCCCGCUGCUCCCCGCCGCCGCUCCUCCUCGCGGACGUCCCCGCGCCCGGGGCCGCCCCACGGCGCUGGCAGAGCCAGACGCAGCUGGAGCUCGACCUCCAAGACCUGUCGCUGGAAAACGUCGCCCCGGGUGGCUGCGGGGACGGGGCAGCAGGGGGGACGGGGCGCUUCGGUCCCUGUCCCCACGCAGCGGGGAUGAGCGUGAAAGCGGAGCGGGCAGGCGCGGAGCACGCCGCCCCCCUCGACACGCUGCAGUGGGUGAUGCAGCAGUGCGACCUCGGCCACCAGCCGCUGGCCUGGGCCACGGCACCAGGUAAGCUGCCACGCGGCGCCAGCGGCGCCCCGGGGACGAGCGGCCCCGCGCCCCGGCCCCCCUCACCUCCCACCGCCGCUCUCCCCGCAGGAGACGGCCCCUGCGGGGAGCAGGCGCUCAGCCUCGGCCCCACCGAGGGGACCGUCCUCCCGGCCCUUCACCGCUGGGCGACCCCAGCGCCCGCAGACGCCGCCGGGCUCCUGCAGGUGCAAAGUGUCGCGGGGCACAUGUUGCUGCCGCCGCCGCCGGUGAGGCCCCCAGGCCCCGACACUGUCCUCGCCGAGCUGGCACCCAGCGACGUGCUGCUCUAUGCCAAGAGCCCCCGGGAGGCAGCGGCGGCGCCCCAGGAUGCAGAGCUGAUGCUGCCAGCCACCCCCCGCUCAGCAGCUCCGGAGACUGCGCUGCUGCAGGGGAACGCAGGCAGCAUCCCUCCCAACCUGGACGUCAGCAUCUUCUACCGGGGGAAGCUCUUCCACCACGAGGAGGUGGGCAGCAGCCGGUGCCUGCUGGCAUACCAGACCACCGACCCCGCUGUCCCCCUGGACCUCACGUGGCUGGUGCAGUUCCCCAGCCCAGCCAGCCUGGCUGACCAGAAGCAACGCCACUUCACCGAGGAGCUGCUACAGAACACAGGGCUUCUGCUGGAGCAGCGUGACAACAAGAUCUAUGCCCAGCGCCUGAAGAAGUGCAAGGUCUUCUGGGCCCUGUCCAGGCAGCUGGAUGUCAGCAACCUCUCACCCAAACUGCUCUGCCGCAAUCAAGAGACUGAAAUCUUUGACUUCAAGGAGUUCUGCACGGAGCUAAGGGAUUUCCGAGACUACCGCCGGGAGCACUCACCUGACUUCACCAUCUUCCUCUGCUUCGGGCAGUGCUUCUCCAAGGCCAAGCCCAAGGAGUCCAUGCUCAUCCUGGUGAAGCUGGUGCCCAAGUUCUGCGAGUACUGGUACGAGCAGGUGCUGCAGGAGGGUGCCUCCUCCCUCAGCAGCGGCAGCCUGAGCCUGCAGCUCUCUGACUCCUUCAGCCUCUUUGAGCUCAUCGAGCAGUACAACAUGCAGCUGGACUGAGUGCCAGCAGGAGCCCCCGUGGGCUAGGCACCGACUUCGGUACUUCUGGAGAACGGGGGGCAAAUCACAGGCUCCACUUGGCGCUCGCCCUCCAUGCAGGCGGUUCCCUAGCUUUCUGUCCGCAGGAGCAUCAUGGCGAGACCCACGCUGGCUCACAGAGCCCCGAAUCGCCUGCACCCAUCUGCACUACACCCGGGGCCGCUCUCGCCACCAGCAAGGCAGGGCCAGACCCCUGGGACCAGCUCCCACCUGUGGCGAAGCUCCAGCCCGCACUGGACUCACCCGUGGCUGCUCGCCAUGCUCACAGUGACGUGACAGGCGAAGACGGACCCAUUUUACCAUUGCACAGCAAUAGGUGGGGGGAACAAGCUGCUGCCAAAUCGCCGCUUGGCUCCCAGAUGCGUGCUUCUGGCAGCGGCUGCCAAGGCGGGAUGAACGCCGAGAGGAGGAGCCCAUGUGGGCCAGGGGCCGUUCAAAUCCGCUCACGUCAGCAGCUGGUCCCAGAAGUGACCUAUCCUUUUUCCAAGGGCGAGCAGUCACGCACGGUUCUUGCCAGUCCUUCGACCAUCGGCGGGUACGGGGAGGAAGGAGACCCAUGCUGGGGAGAGGGAUGGGGACUGGUGCGGCAGAAGCACGUCUUCCUCAGGCUGGGGACUGACAGUGUCCCAUCAGGCUACGACAAGCAGGCAAAGUCCUGGCCUCGGUGAAGUCAGCCUGUGGCAGACUGUCAACUUUUGAUAUGCAUUUUUGCAUAGAAUAUAGUCAUUCACAGAGUUAUUUUCUUAAGUGUCAUGCAUUUAAAUAAAUAAAUAAAUAAAAUCAUAUAUAUAAACA
Messenger RNA from Rhea pennata, 2589 nucleotides. It is a transcript of the gene IRF7, whose product is annotated as interferon regulatory factor 7. The transcript is spliced from 8 exons. The record is from RefSeq and is a predicted model, not a curated record. NCBI's taxonomy places the organism in Eukaryota, Metazoa, Chordata, Aves, Rheiformes, Rheidae. The coding region runs from base 1 to 1755 and encodes 584 amino acids. Gene Ontology annotation, biological process: immune system process; regulation of transcription by RNA polymerase II. Gene Ontology annotation, cellular component: nucleus. Gene Ontology annotation, molecular function: RNA polymerase II cis-regulatory region sequence-specific DNA binding; DNA-binding transcription factor activity, RNA polymerase II-specific; protein binding.